GAACGAAGAAGAAGCAGUUAGAGGAGAUCCACUCACAGGAUUCUGCGUUGUUGAUUUGUGUGUGGAGGUAUCGUGGGUUUUGCCUGCCUUCAUUGUUGCUCGUCUGCUGAAAUAAGUAACUCGCCCCGCACCUGCUGUCACACCUGUCUUAGAAAAUAUCACCACCACCACCACCACCACCACCAGCACCACCACCACCACCACCACUACAAGACUACCACUGCUGCUGGUGAUAAAAUGACAGUCACCUACACCACCAAGGUUUCCAACACUAGUUUCUGCGGAUUUUCCAAGCUUCUAUUCAGAUGGCGCGGCAGUGUGUUCAAGCUGCUCGCCGCUGACCUCAUUGUUUACUUCCUGCUUUAUUUCUCCGUGGCCGCCAUCUACAGAUUCGCCUUGCGGGAGAACGAGAAGAGAGUGUUUGAGAAGAUCGCCAUAACGUGUGAAUACUUCCGCAACGUGUUCCCUAUCUCUUUCGUGCUGGGUUUCUACGUGACAAUCGUGGUGCAGCGGUGGUGGGAGUACUACAUGCUGAUCCCCUGGCCCGACACCGUGUGCAUCAUGGCCUCCACUUACAUAGAGGGCCAGGUGAGGCGUAGCAAGAGAGAGAGAGGGAGGGAGAGAGAGGCCCGUAUACAGAAACGCUUUGCUCUCUCACCACAACUAUUCUCAAAGACCACAGAGAUGAUUGGCCUGGUUCUCAAGACUGUUUCUCCAUUUAAUAAUAUAGAAACCAUAUAAAUCUGUCACUGCAACCGUAAAAACAACCUUAAAACCACGUGCAACUUCAACUAAAGCCUGAAAAUAGUGGAGGUGUGGCUCAGAAGCGUUUCAUAAUAAAGACCAAAGAGAGAGAGAGAGAGAGAGAGAGAGAGAGAGAGAGAGAGAGAGAGAUUGAAACGAGAUCGAGUUAGGUGAAGCGAGGUUCCAUGUGGCGCUUUAU
This is a messenger RNA of Scylla paramamosain (green mud crab), 943 nucleotides long. Its product is annotated as bestrophin-2-like. The record is from RefSeq and is a predicted model, not a curated record. Lineage: Eukaryota; Metazoa; Arthropoda; Malacostraca; Decapoda; Portunidae. Bases 238 to 741 code for a protein of 167 amino acids. Gene Ontology annotation, molecular function: chloride channel activity. The transcript has 5 exons.